This is a messenger RNA of Cylicostephanus goldi, 231 nucleotides long. NCBI's taxonomy places the organism in Eukaryota, Metazoa, Nematoda, Chromadorea, Rhabditida, Strongylidae. The record is from the annotation of a GenBank genome assembly.
GUCGACAUCCUCGCUGAUGUGUUACGAAACAGCAAAAUUGACUCUUCGGUGGUGGAAGCUGAACGAGGAAAAAUGCUCGCAGAGUUGGAAAAUUCGGAGUCUGAUUAUCAGAGAGUCACUAUGGACAAUCUCCAUACUGCAGCAUUCCAGGGCACUUCACUAGCAAGGAGUCCUCUGGGGACCAGUGCUUCAUUGCAAGUAAUAGCUGUUUCUCCUAGUGCUCUAUUUUAG